Messenger RNA from Laccaria bicolor S238N-H82, 261 nucleotides. RefSeq lists its product as uncharacterized. NCBI's taxonomy places the organism in Eukaryota, Fungi, Basidiomycota, Agaricomycetes, Agaricales, Hydnangiaceae. The record is from RefSeq and is a predicted model, not a curated record. Bases 1 to 261 code for a protein of 86 amino acids. The transcript is spliced from 2 exons.
AUGGCGGGUUCCAAGGGUAAGGAGGCAUUUCGUAGGCCUCUGCGCCAACUCAAAACUCCGCCAGGAAAAGGACCAGCUCUGCUGAGCCUUUUCCCCCUUGAGCCCCGCUCGUCAAUCAUGGUUGUGGCAUCGAUCCCUGACUCAGUGCCAAAGUUUGGCAGAUGCUGGGUUAGGAGAAGUUAUCGGUGUUGCUUCCCUCUCCUGUGCUGGCGCUCUCUCUCUCAGACCACGUCUAUCCAGCACAGUGAUCCUCGCUUCUAG